UCCAAGUGAGCACGAUUUUAGUUUUCACUUGUCUUCCAAUCAAAAUACCAUUACAAUUCUCUCCAGGCUUGUAUUUCGGCCUUCUUGCUCCCUUGGAGCUAGUUUAAAAGUUUUUGUGUCUUGCAUUACACGCUUCAGCAUCACUGCAGCAACAAUGAGCAGCGUAAAGAAACCUUUCGAACGACUUCCCGCAAGCGUGCUCCCAAAGAACUACAAACUGACUUUGCAGCCAAGUCUCACAGAAUUCACCUUUACUGGAGAGGAAGUGAUCGAUGUAGAGGUAAAACAAGAAACUGACAAAGUAAUUAUCAACUGUCUGGAUAUAAAUGUCACUUCAGCCAGUUUUUCUUUAGGAGAACAAAGUUACCCAUCUUCUAGUAUCUGUCACCAUUUUGAGGAUGAAACAGUGGAAAUAAGUUUUGCAUCACCACUUCCUUUGGGCCAAGGUGAACUGUGCCUGGACUUCACUGGAGAAUUGAACAAAAAAUUGAAAGGAUUUUACAGAUGUAAAUAUUCAGGGGAGGAUGGUAGUGAGAAGUUCUGUGCUGUCACUCAUUUUGAGCCAACAGGGGCUCGUCGAGCAUUUCCAUGUUGGGAUGAACCAGCCAUUCGUGCUACUUUUGAUAUCACCUUGAUUGUUCCAAAGGACAGAGUGGCUCUAUCAAACAUGAAUGUAAAAGAGGAGAAAGAUCACACAGAAGACACUUCCCUUAAAGUAGUUAAGUAUGCCAGGACACCUGUCAUGUCUACAUACCUUGUGGCUUUUGUUGUUGGGGAGUUUGAUUUUGUGGAAGGAAAAGAUGCAAAUGGUGUAAUCAUCAGAGUUUAUACACCAAAGGGGAAAGCUGUCCAGGGACAGUUUGCUUUAGAGGUUGCUAAGAAGUGCUUGCCUUUUUACAAAGAAUAUUUUGGGAUUGGUUACCUUUUACCAAAGCUUGACCUGAUUGCAAUUCAAGACUUUGUCAUAGGGGCUAUGGAAAACUGGGGUCUGGUCACAUACAGGGAAACCUGCCUGUUGAUAGAUCCAAGUGAUUCUUCUUCAGCAGCUAAACAGUAUGUGGCUUUAGUUGUUGGUCAUGAACUUGCUCAUAUGUGGUUUGGAAAUUUGGUGACAGUGGAAUGGUGGACACACUUGUGGCUUAAAGAAGGGUUUGCUUCAUGGAUUGAGUAUCUCCUGGUUGAUCACUGCUUUCCAGAGUUUGAUGUGUGGACACAGUUCGUGAGCACUGAUUUUGCCAGUGCCUUGAAACUUGAUGCAUUGAAUAACAGUCAUCCAAUUGAGGUUCCAGUAGGCCACCCGGGGGAAAUAGAUGAGAUUUUUGAUACAAUAUGCUACAACAAGGGUGCAUCAGUGAUCAGAAUGUUACAUCAGUAUGUAGGCAAUCAAGAAUUUAGGAAAGGUCUAAAUCACUACCUGAAGACCUUUGAGUACAAUGCUGCUUCCACAGAGGACCUCUGGGCCAGUCUGUCUCAUGCCAGUUCGAAACCUGUAGCUGAUGUCAUGGAAACGUGGACCAAACAAAUGGGAUAUCCUGUGUUGUCCGUUACAGCAGAAAAGAAAGGGGAAGAUGUGGUGGUCACCAUAACACAGACGAAAUUUUCAGCUGAUGGGAAAACUGAAGACUCUUUCCAAUGGAAAGUACCAAUAGCGGUUUGCACUAGUACCAGUCCUUCCGCCGCCGCAGCUGAAACGUUGUUAGAAGACAAUACCUGUACAGUAACAGUCAGUGGAGUUGGAAAAGAUCAGUGGAUUAAGUUAAAUCCAGGCCAAGUCGGUUUUUACCGAGUACAAUACUCCUCCGACAUGUUAGAUCUUCUCCUGCCGGCCAUUAAGGACCACAGUCUUCCAGCAAGGGACAGAUUGGGUCUGCAAAGCGAUCUCUUUGCACUGGCGCAAGCGGGUCUGACGUCUACAACAGAAUUCCUUAAAUUAGCUGAACAAUACAGCAACGAAACAAACUAUACAGUAUGGAAUGACCUAACAACAAACAUGAGCAGCUUGUCCAAGUUGUUACAGAACACUGGGUUCUACUCUAGCUUCCAGGCCUUCUGUAUAAAGCUGUAUGAACAAAUUGCCCAGAAAGUUGGAUGGGACCCAAAAGAUGGUGAAGGUCAUUUGGAUGCGCUGUUGAGGGGCCUGGUACUGGGUUGCAUUGGACGCAGUGGUGAUGAAGCAACUCUCGCCCAGGCGCGCAAGAGAUUUGACGCGCACUGCAAAGGUGAAUCCACCAUUCCGGCAGACUUGAGGUCAGCGGUGUACAGCACAGUUCUUAAACACGGUGAUGAUAUUACCUUAGAGUCUGUGACGAAACUGUUUAAAGAAGCUGAUUUGCAUGAAGAGAAAGUGCGACUUAUGAGGUGUAUGGGAGCUGUGUCACAACCUGAACUUAUCAAGAAAGUGUUAGAGUUCUCAAUGUCGAGUGCGGUUCGGUCACAGGAUACUGUUUUUGUUAUUGCUGGUGUAACCGGCAGUUUAGCAGGGCGCAAACUCGCCUGGCAAUUUGUCCAAGACAAUUGGGACGAGCUGUACACCCGCUAUGCUGGAGGAUUGCUAUUUUCUCGCCUGAUUAAGAUGACCACAGAUUCGUUUGCGACUGAAAAGAGCCUUAAGGAAAUACAGGAUUUCUUUGAUGAGAACUCAGUACCAAACGCCGAGCGAACUGUCCAGCAAUCACUGGAGAACAUACGCCUGAAUAUCACGUGGUUAUCACGUGAUGCGGACAGUGUUAGAGCCUGGCUUCAAGACAAUAGAUACUAAAGGAACUUGCUCGUGUGGAAUUCUUUGAUAAGCACUCCGUACCAAACGCCGAACGAACUGUUCAUCAAUCACUGGAGAACUUACGCCUGAAUAUCACGCGGUUAUCACGUGAUGCGAACUGUGUAGGAGCCUUAAUUGCCUCAAGACAGAGGACAUCAAAGGAGUUUGCUUAUGGCGCAUGAAUAAUGUAAGAUCAUCACCAACCUCCUUUUUUGUGUUUUCUGAUUGCCUCUGCUUUGUUUUUGCUGUUAGUAACCUACCUUUUUUACGAUUUCUUUAUCGUUGAUGUUAGUUUUUGAUUGAAAAAAUUGGGUUGCUUUAUCGUAGCGUCAUAAUGAGAUCAAUUCUUUAAUGGGGAAUAAUAGUUUCUAUCGUAUGCUGAACUGUAAUCUGUAACUAUUAGUGUGUAACAGUUCCAAGGUGAGCUGUUGGGAAUCGCAUCAAUGUUUGAUUGCGGACUUUGUAUUUUUUAAAAACUUUCCUUACAUUCGUGUGUUAAACUUUUAAUCGUAACCUUGGGCAAUUGUAACAACCAGAUGAUAAAACCUACAGCGAUUGUGUGUUGUUUCCAUUUUAUUGAUUUUUCUUGCCUCACAAUAUCCUAACUGAUUCGAGGAAUAGAGUCUAAUAUAAAUCUGUAUCACUGUUCUUUAAAGGCUUAGCAAUUUUAGCGUAAAAUUCUCAAAGCAGCCUACUGUUGUACUUAUAACAUGUUCGUAAUAUUACGAAGUGAGCUCGCUUCAAACUAUCUCACGCGUAUCUCCCCAGUCCUUUAUCGUCCUUUACUAGCUGGCUCUCUCAAUUUCGUGGCAUUAUUAAUGUUCGAUAGUGUUCGUGCGUGCUCCAAAUCGAUUGCUCUUCGGCAUUGUUUAAAGGUUAAUGACGACAGCCAUAAUUCGGGGGGUGAAACCGUAAAUAACUUUGUAAUAUUCUUAUGGUUAAAGCCUUUGCUUCCUCUCGUAACUAGAGAAUACCCAACGGAAGGUUACGUCUUUUGCCGUUGUAGGUUGUGGUUAGGCUCUCGCGUCUUCUACUUAUUCUGUGUGCAUUCUUAACUUAAAUCUGUUGCCAAAAAUGGUCCAAUUUUUUUUAGGCAUAAGUUAGGUGAGCUCAGUGGAUAGAGAUGUAAGGAUCUCAGACUGGCUUUGAACACGUACAUGACAUUCUCGAGUUGCGCGAUGCAAGCCGGUGUCCUAAAACUGGAGGCCCGCGAUAACAAUUGCCGCUGUUUAUUCAAGAUUUGUGAAGAGGCGGAAACGAUUUGGCUUAACGAUCCUUGGUGGUUUUUACAUUUUCCAAUCAGGGAGAAAGGGUUAGCUGCAUAUAUUUAACUUAAUAUAUAAGAAAUCUUCUAUUUUUAGGGUUGCAGUUUUGGAAGAAAAAAUAGCUAUUUUUUUCUUUAAGUUAUAAUAUUUAUUGUGAAUCGUAAGGUAGCGUUCUACAUUGUCGGUAAUGAACAGGAGAGGCCAUCCUUAAACUCUUACGAUCAAUUUAAACUCUUUCUUCCUGCUGUUUUACAUUCUCUU
Stylophora pistillata is the source of this 4284-nucleotide messenger RNA. Its product is annotated as puromycin-sensitive aminopeptidase. Gene Ontology annotation, biological process: peptide catabolic process; proteolysis. Lineage: Eukaryota; Metazoa; Cnidaria; Anthozoa; Scleractinia; Pocilloporidae. The record is from RefSeq and is a predicted model, not a curated record. Gene Ontology annotation, cellular component: cytoplasm; membrane. Gene Ontology annotation, molecular function: metalloaminopeptidase activity; zinc ion binding; peptide binding.